CGAGCCGAGCCGAGUCUCAGUCGGUUCCCGGGUCUGGAUCUGCGCUGCAACCUGACCAUCUCAGCCGGCCGUUGACGCCCCCGCACCGCCGGAGAGCGCAGCAAACGAUGGCCUCAAAAAGCACACUGGCAGUCUUGGGCUGCUUGCUACUAGCUUCCCUAGCAGCUGCCGGCGAGCGGGAGGAGGAGGUGGCGGCUGUGCGCGCCUCAGAUGGAGCACGCCUGGGCGCCUACUCCACUGUGCUGCGCACUUCCAUAAUCACAAGCACCACGGCCACUGAUUUCUACACCUGCACUCAGUUGAUCAGCACUAUGUUCGGGUGUACCGGGCGUCGGCGCAGGAGGAACAUCCUCAGGGAGGAGCUGCCGGAAAUCAGGGAGACUGAGCUGGCCGCGGCCGAGCCCCUGCAGUCCUCUCUGGCCAGCGAGCCGCAGACGGAGCCGACGCCGGCCGACAAGGACAAGCUGCUGCUGACCAUUCUCACCACAUCCACGACCACGCUGACCUACUCGACGCUGACGGUCAACUCGGCCACCACCGUCAGCGUCACAUACUACUGCACCACGUCCGGCAUGUCCACGUUCCCGGCCUGCUAGCGAACGGACCAGUGGUCCUGUGACGUCACCAGUGCUCCGCCGGAUACACCGCGCGGCCCUCCCCGGCCCUCGGCAGCUGCUGCUCUAGCCGAUUUUGUUUUUGUUUGAAUUGUUCAGGUGUUACGAGCUGUUACGUUGAAGCGUAUUUAUUACAAGCUAUGCAGUGACGAAUACAGAGCGAAAAAUAA
This is a messenger RNA of Amphibalanus amphitrite, 784 nucleotides long. RefSeq lists its product as uncharacterized. The record is from RefSeq and is a predicted model, not a curated record. Lineage: Eukaryota; Metazoa; Arthropoda; Thecostraca; Balanomorpha; Balanidae. The transcript has 5 exons. Bases 108 to 596 code for a protein of 162 amino acids.